Naegleria fowleri is the source of this 663-nucleotide messenger RNA. RefSeq lists its product as uncharacterized. The coding region runs from base 1 to 663 and encodes 220 amino acids. The record is from RefSeq and is a predicted model, not a curated record. Lineage: Eukaryota; Heterolobosea; Eutetramitea; Acrasida; Naegleriidae. The transcript is spliced from 4 exons.
AUGUUGAGUGAAUUUUUCAACAGGUCGUCAUCAACAUCGGAAACAGAGAAAGAGUCAUCAUCCACCACCAAAUAUCCCUACACCACAAGCAUCGUGGCCGAUGGCAGAAGAAAAUUUCAUACCACCUACAAGGAUGGUGAAGAAAUGGUGGAAGAGUUUGACCUUAAUACAAAUCAAUUACUUGUACGGAAACGAAGAAGACCCACCGUACUAGGAGGUGAGGGUGAAUGGCAAUUUGAAAUUGGAGGAGAUGUGAGAGUAUUCAAUCCUUUCAAUGAUUUGAUUGCACCCUCCACUACGAAUCCAAUAUUCAUGAGAAAAGACUCCCCAACGCACUUCCAAUGGAGAGUCAGGAAUUGCUUUUUCACUAAGGACAUUUAUCAGGUGCAUAUUGACCAUGAAAAACAAGAGAUUGUCAUUAGCACAACCAACAAAAAGUACUACAAGAGGUUCAACAUUCCAGAACUCACCAGAGAAUACACACCCUCCAUAAAACUCGAGGAUAAAUGUUUGAGUUGGACGUUGGACAACCAUACUCUCAUUAUUUCCUAUCAAAAACCCGACGUUGUGAUCAAGAAGGAAAGAGCUAAAGAAGUCGAGUUGCUGGCCAUGAAGAGUGAAAAACCACCGAGGGAAGGUGAUGUUCAAUGCCCACAACAAUAA